Triplophysa dalaica is the source of this 2039-nucleotide messenger RNA. RefSeq names its product SMU1 DNA replication regulator and spliceosomal factor a (gene smu1a). NCBI's taxonomy places the organism in Eukaryota, Metazoa, Chordata, Actinopteri, Cypriniformes, Nemacheilidae. The record is from RefSeq and is a predicted model, not a curated record. The coding region runs from base 76 to 1707 and encodes 543 amino acids. Gene Ontology annotation, biological process: mRNA splicing, via spliceosome. The transcript is spliced from 11 exons. Gene Ontology annotation, cellular component: precatalytic spliceosome. Gene Ontology annotation, molecular function: protein binding.
GAAGACUCGUGUGUUGUUCCUGUUGCGGUGUGUCGUUAGCUUCUCUUUGCGCUGCAUUUUUAGCACAUCGCAAUAAUGUCUAUCGAAAUAGAGUCAGCGGACGUGAUCCGUCUGAUCAUGCAGUACCUGAAGGAAAAUAACUUGCAAAAGACUUUGGUGACACUACAGGAGGAGACAACAGUGUCCCUUAACACGGUGGACAGUAUUGAGAGUUUUGUUGCUGAUAUCAAUAGUGGUCAUUGGGAUACUGUCCUUCAGGCUAUACAGUCUCUCAAACUCCCUGACAAGACCCUGAUCGACCUUUAUGAACAGGUUGUGCUCGAGCUGAUCGAACUCAGAGAGCUGGGAGCUGCCAGAUCUUUAUUAAGGCAGACGGACCCCAUGAUCAUGCUGAAACAAACCCAGCCUGAGCGAUACAUCCACCUGGAGAAUCUUCUGGCUCGCUCGUAUUUUGACCCGAGAGAGGCUUAUCCUGAUGGCAGCAGUAAAGAGAAGCGUAGAGCUGCCAUUGCUCAGGCUCUGGCUGGUGAGGUCAGUGUGGUACCACCCUCACGUCUGAUGGCUCUGCUUGGACAGGUGAGCAAAAUAUUCCUUUCCACACGUUAUGAGCCAUCUCGAUUGCUUCAGUCAUUUGGUUUUAUUGUAAUUGUGUGUUUCUCUCUGAAGUCUCUGAAGUGGCAGCAGCACCAGGGUCUCCUGCCUCCCGGUAUGACCAUCGAUUUGUUCCGAGGUAAAGCAGCCGUGAAAGAUGUCGAGGACGAGCGUUUCCCCACACAGCUGUGCAGACACAUCAAGUUUGGUCAGAAGUCUCACGUGGAGUGCUCACGCUUUUCUCCUGAUGGUCAGUAUCUGGUCACUGGAUCUGUGGACGGAUUCAUUGAGGUGUGGAAUUUCACCACUGGAAAAAUCAGAAAGGAUCUGAAGUACCAGGCACAAGAUAACUUCAUGAUGAUGGAUGACGCUGUGCUCUGCAUGUCCUUCAGUCGAGAUACUGAGAUGUUGGCCACAGGAGCUCAGGACGGAAAAAUGAAGGUGUGGAAGAUCCAAAGUGGCCAAUGUUUGCGGCGCUAUGAGCGGGCUCACAGUAAAGGUGUCACCUGUCUCAGCUUCAGUAAAGACAGCACACAGAUACUCUCUGCCUCCUUUGAUCAGACCAUCAGGAUUCAUGGGCUGAAAUCAGGCAAGUGUUUGAAAGAGUUCAGAGGUCAUUCUUCAUUUGUGAAUGAAGCCACGUUAACUCCUGACGGACAUCAUGUGAUCAGCGCCUCUUCUGACGGAACUGUGAAGAUCUGGAAUGUAAAGACCACAGAAUGCACCAGCACGUUUAAGUCUCUGGGUACCUCUGCUGGAACAGACAUCACAGUCAACAACGUCAUCCUGCUCCCUAAAAACCCUGAGCAUUUCGUAGUUUGUAACCGCUCUAACACUAUGGUCAUCAUGAACAUGCAGGGCCAGAUUGUGAGAAGUUUCAGCUCUGGUAAAAGAGAAGGCGGUGAUUUCGUGUGCUGUACUCUGUCCCCGCGAGGCGAGUGGAUCUACUGUGUAGGAGAGGACUUUGUGUUAUAUUGUUUCAGCACAGCCACAGGCAAACUAGAGAGAACCUUGACCGUUCAUGAGAAGGAUGUCAUCGGGAUCGCCCAUCACCCACAUCAGAAUUUAAUUGCCACAUACAGUGAGGAUGGAUUGCUUAAACUCUGGAAACCAUAAUGUCAUGUGCCUACUGCAUGAUUCGUUGGAGAUGAUAGAAAAGUGGGAUUAGGAUUUCUUGCCUUUUUUAGUCCCUUUUUGUACAUACCUGUUUUUUAAGUACAGUCAUUUUUUUUUUACAAAUUGUCAAAAUUUAAAGAAAAUUUGAUUUGUGAAGCAUCUGUAACUUAUGGAAACAAAAGUUUGUCUUUCAGUCUGGUAUCAUUUUUUUUCUCAUUCCUUUAAAUUGAAUCUCACCUUUGCAAUUAAAAGUUGAUUAGACUUUGUCUUUGUUGUGUAUUGUGUGUGUUUAACGGGAUAGUUGACACAGAAAUAAAAUUGUCAUUCCCCCC